CGCGCCGCGCGUCACCGCCGCCGCCCGCCCGCGCCGAGCCGCGCAGCGCCCAGCCGAGCCGAGCCGAGCCGAGCCGAGCCGAGCCGAGCCGAGCCGAGCCGAGCCGCGGCGGGACGGGACAGGACGGGACGGGACGGGACGGGACGGGACGGGGCGCACCGGGACGGCGCCCGCACCGCCGCGAUGCAGAUGGUCUUCUUCUUCUCGGACAAGGUGGUGCUGCUCUUUGACUUCUGGAACGUCCAUAGCCCCGGAGGGAUGGUGCUCUCGGUGCUGGUCAUCCUGCUGCUCUCCGUGCUCUAUGAAACUGUGAAGAUUGGCAAGGCCAAGGUGCUGCGCCGGGCGAUCCUGGCCAUCCCGCGCAGCCUCAGCCAGGAGUCCUUGGCGGAGCAGGACGAGGGGUCCAGCGACUCCAGCCGCACGCAGCACGGCACCACGCAGGGCAGGUGGUUUCUGUACCACGUCAGCCAGACGCUGCUCCACGUGAUACAGGUGGUGGUGGGUUACAUGGUGAUGCUGGCUGUCAUGUCCUACAACGCCUGGAUCUUCCUCGGGGUGAUCGUGGGCUCCGUGCUUGGUUACUUCGUGGUGUUCCCACUGCUGAACGUGGGCUAGACGGGCUGGGAGCCGUCCCCACGCCACCGCGGUGGGGAGGCAGCCCUUCUGCUGAGAACAUGGCCGAGGACGCUGGAGGACUUGCUCAAGGCCUCCACCGCAGCAAGUGAGCCGAGGUCAAGAGGAAAUGCAACGUCAUGUCUUCUACUUUUCUUAAAUAGCUGCUGUCACUUCUGCUGGGUCUGUCCUUGUCCCCUUGCUGUGCAGAACAGCAACCCAAGGACCUCCUGCUGCGACCCUUGCUCCCGGCAGGACUGAGGUGGGGAGGGAGGCUCAAGGGGAGAAGAAUCCCAGCUGAACUGCCUGCCACUGCUCUGCUGCACUGCCACGCUCCCUCCCCACCACCCACGCUGUCCUCAGCCAUGUGGCUGUCCCCAUCUCGGGGACCUUUAGCUGUGGGACAGAGGGAGCAGCUCGGGGUGCAGGUUGAGUGGAGUCGAGCUGGGGGAGCUGGGCAUCACCCUGCCCACCCUCUUCUGAGGGAGUUUGGUUCUGGUUGGCUCUUGGAUGCUCAGUUUAUCUUUAAAAGAUGCUCAGGGAAGGAGAAGCUUUGGGAAGAGGCAAGAGAGGGGAUAUGGCAUGCCACCAUCCCCCUGCACAAAGUGGUCCUGCCGCCAACCCCCUUCACACUGUGCCUUUUGGGGUCCUGGAGAACAAGCCAUGCGCAAGCAGGCCCAGAUGCACAUAGCACUGCGGGCAGAGAGAUGGGUGGACCCCGACUCACCUCUGCACCUCCUUUUUAGCACUUCAGGGAUUUGGUCAAUGUAGCCGAAGAUGAGCUGCCGUCGCUGGUGCGUGCGCCUGCACCGACGCAUUCAGCAUGGCGAUGCCGAUGCAACAGACUGCUGCUGGGUGCCUCUUGCUUCUUUCUAGAGACGCCCGUUUUAAUAAAAGCACCUCGACACUUUG
This is a messenger RNA of Dromaius novaehollandiae (emu), 1524 nucleotides long. It is a transcript of the gene SLC31A2, whose product is annotated as solute carrier family 31 member 2. The record is from RefSeq and is a predicted model, not a curated record. The transcript is spliced from 4 exons. Gene Ontology annotation, cellular component: plasma membrane. Gene Ontology annotation, biological process: copper ion transmembrane transport. Gene Ontology annotation, molecular function: copper ion transmembrane transporter activity. Bases 184 to 615 code for a protein of 143 amino acids. NCBI's taxonomy places the organism in Eukaryota, Metazoa, Chordata, Aves, Casuariiformes, Dromaiidae.